Messenger RNA from Acanthamoeba castellanii str. Neff, 1947 nucleotides. RefSeq lists its product as uncharacterized. Bases 1 to 1947 code for a protein of 648 amino acids. The record is from RefSeq and is a predicted model, not a curated record. The transcript has 10 exons. Lineage: Eukaryota; Discosea; Longamoebia; Acanthamoebidae.
AUGCCGUUGCUCGGGAAGAGGCCCUUCGAGCCCCAUCCGCUCUCUCUGCGCGACCUCACGCACACUGACGAAGUGUGGGUCAUCCGAUUCACUGAUGAGGCCUUCCGUACCUACGAGGAGUACAUAGAGCGGUGGGAGCACUACCGGCAGCGGGUGUGGACCUGCCGCUACACCGGGCGCACGGGCCUCACCUACGAGGAGGCGCUGGUCUCGGAGGCCGACGCCACCCACCUCUCCCUGCAGCUCCCCGAGGAGCAGCUCACCGAGAUGGCCCUCCUCAUGCACAAGUUCGUGGGCGGCCUCGAGGCCCUCGUCGAGCACGUGCAGAAGCACUUCCGCGACACCGCCAAGAGCGGCAAGACCACCACGCCCACCAAGGCCAUCAUCAAACAGGUGGUCAGGGUCGUGGCCUACAAGGAUCCGUACAAGGGCGCACCGUGGAUGCUGAAAGAGGAUUUUUGUCGGAAGCACAACCUUACCGUGUCGCGCGAGUUGCCGGCGGCGCUGAUGGAGGCCAAAGAGCGCUACGCGGAGCGGCACAAGCUGGAGCGGGACACCGACGGCGCGGCCGAGGACUCGGGCGACGAGGACAAGGACUCGGGCGAGCCCUCGCCCGCUAAGCGGAGCCGCGUGCGGGAGGGUCCCAAGGACGACCUCGAGCUCGAGGGGGCCGACGCCCAGCCGCCGGAGCCCUGCAGCGACUUCACCAUCGAGCCGCGCUACGUAGGCGACAUGCUCAUGGCCUUCAACUUCCUGGUCAGCUAUCGACAAAAGCUUGGAAUUCAACGCACGUUCACGUUGGGGGACUUUGAGAGCGCGUUGAUUGACGAGUACCCGGCCGAUUUCGUGGAGGAGGCCAUCGUGCGCCUCCUCAAGGCGGUCUACCACAAUGACCCCACUGCCAGCCGCGUGAGCACCAACACCUACGAUGUGGCGCUCUGGAAGUGGCUCAAGGCGUCGAAGGCGCUCGACCCGACGGCGGUGCACCUGCCCGGGGUGAAGCUGCGCGCCAUGAAGGACGAGUCCUUCCACACACAAUCGGCCCACGUGAAGAUCGCCAUCCUCGCCCUCCUCGUGCGAGCGUGCCUCGACUCUGCCGCCAUCAGGCAACACCUGGACGAGAGCUACGAGACCUCGCUGGAGCUGCAGAAGGAGGAGAAGGAACACGAGGAAGAGGAGAAGCAACGCGAGAGGGUCACUGCGGCCUUUGAGCGGAAGAAGAAGCAAACGGAGCUGAAUUUGGAGAAGAUGGUGGCCAAGCUUCGGGCAGUGCCGUUGGGCUUCGACCGGAAUCACCGCCGCUACUGGUUCUGGCCUGCUGCAGGGCCGCGCCUGUGGGUUGAGACGCCGCCCGCCUCGUUCUACGACUCGCUCGGCAUUCGCCGCCCGCCUUCGCUGCAGGCCGACGAAAAGCCGGCGGACGAGCACAAGGGCGAGGAGGACAAGUCGGACCGUCAAAACGGCGACGAAGAAAAGGAGAGCAAGAAGAACGAAGAGAAGAAGAAAGACGAAGAGGAGGAGGAGGCCAAGAAAGAAAAGAGCGAGAAAAAGAAGCAAAAGAAAGAGAAGAAGGAGGAGAAUGGCAAGGCCGACCACAUGGAUGAGGAGGAAAAGGAGGAAGAGGAAGAGAAGGAAGAAGAGGAGGAAGAAGAAGAGGAAGAAGAAGAGGAAAUCGAGCAGGAAAACGAUGGCGUUGCAAUCUCGUCGUGGGCCUACUAUGACACCAUUGAGCAGGUGGAUGAGUUGAUUGAGUUCCUGAACGAGGAGGGACCGCGCGAGAAGGAGCUGAAGGCCAGCCUCGAACGGAAGUACCAGAAGAUUCUGGACGCCAUGAACCGAACCUUCCACUCGACCCGCGCCCAGAGGCGCGCUGUGAUGGUGCCGCAGUACGACCUGCCCGUGCGCCGCUCGUCCCGCAUCGCUGCCGUGGCGCGCCCGCGCCGCUGA